CUCGCAGUCAUCUGCGCCAACAUGGCUGAUGAAACGGCGAAGGCGCAGACUGCCCGACCGGGCGGUGACACAAUAUUUGGCAAAAUUGUGCGCAAAGAGAUUCCGGCCAACCUAGUUUAUGAGGAUGAUUUGUGUGUUGCCUUCCAUGAUGUUGCUCCUCAAGCUCCCACUCACAUCCUGGUCGUCCCCAAAAAAACAAUUGUCCAGCUGUCACAAGCCGAAGACGAUGAUGCUGCACUGUUGGGCCACAUGCUGAUAGUUGCAAAGAAGUGUGCUCAAGAUGCAGGCCUGUCUAAAGGCUACAGGAUUGUCAUCAACGAUGGGCCUGAUGGCGGACAAUCCGUCUACCACGUCCACAUCCACAUCCUGGGUGGACGCAUUAUGGGAUGGCCCCCCGGCUAACCUUCACUUUCUUUUGCUUGAAUCACUUUGCCAUGUUGAUGUUUGUAGUUUGACAUCCAGUACUGUUUAAUUCAGAGAGCGAUUUUAGCUCUAAAGUGAUCGUAAUAAAAUUGACAUCUUAA
Messenger RNA from Nematolebias whitei (Rio pearlfish), 524 nucleotides. RefSeq names its product histidine triad nucleotide binding protein 1 (gene hint1). Gene Ontology annotation, biological process: purine ribonucleotide catabolic process. Gene Ontology annotation, cellular component: nucleus; cytoplasm. Bases 22 to 402 code for a protein of 126 amino acids. Gene Ontology annotation, molecular function: hydrolase activity. The transcript has 3 exons. The record is from RefSeq and is a predicted model, not a curated record. Lineage: Eukaryota; Metazoa; Chordata; Actinopteri; Cyprinodontiformes; Rivulidae.